GGCCCUGGCUGAUAUGAACAGCGAUGGUCGUAUGGACAUGCACGAGUUCUCCAUCGCCAUGAAACUCAUCAAGCUCAAACUCCAGGGUCACCCUCUGCCCCCCGCUCUCCCUCCCAGUAUGAAACAACCCGCGCUGACCUUACCCCCACACAGUGGCUUUGGCAUGCCCCCCAUGCCUCCCAUCUCAGCUCCUCUGUCAGGCGUGCCUCCACUCCCCCUGCCACCUCUCCCCGUCGGAGUGUCCCCCCCGCUCGUCUCGUCUGCCGCGCCGCCCCUCCCCCCGCCCCUCGCCAACGGAGCUCCUCCGACCGGCAUCAUGCAGCCAAUCGCAGGCUUCUCCCACCCAGCUCCCUCUGUCAACAAGUCUUCUUCCUUUAAUCGUUCCAGUGCCAAGUUGCAGAAGGGGGGGCCGUCCGUGGACGUUGCUAGUGUCCAGCCCCCGCCUGAUUGGGCUGUCCCUCAGUCCUCCCGGCUGAAGUACAGACAGCUUUUUAACUCCCAUGACAAGAUGAUGAGUGGACACCUCACUGGUCCCCAGGCUCGCACCAUCCUGAUGCAGUCCAGUCUUCCUCAGGGACAGCUGGCCACAAUAUGGAGUCUAUCAGAUAUCGACCAGGACGGAAAGCUAACAGCCGAGGAGUUCAUCUUAGCCAUGCACCUCAUAGAUAUGGCGAUGUCGGGGCUACCGCUACCCCCAGUGUUACCACCAGAUUACCUCCCACCCACAUUCAGGCGUGUGCGAAGUGACAGUGUUCAGUCGGACCAGAAGAGCGUGCAGGAGGAGUUUGAGGAGGAGGCGGAGAGCAACCAGGACAAGAAGUUACCAGUGACGUUUGAGGAUAAGAAGAGAGAGAACUUUGAGCGAGGAAACCUGGAGUUGGAGAAGAGACGUCAGGCUCUGCAGGAGCAGCAGAGGAAGGAGCAGGAGAGGCUGGCGGCGCUGGAGAGAGAGGAGCAGGAGAGGAAGGAGCGUGAGCGUCUGGAGAACGAGAGGAGACGACAACACGAACUGGAACGACAACUGGAGAGACAGAGAGAGCUGGAGAGGCAGAGAGAAGAGGAGAGACGCAAAGAGAUAGAGCGGAGAGAGGCUGCGAAGCGUGAAUUGGAGCGCCAGCGUCAGCUGGAGUGGGAGCGUCAACGUCGCCAGGAGCUCCUGACCCAAAGAAACCGAGAGCAGGAGAGCAUCGUGCUGCUCAAAGCCAGGAAGAAGACCCUGGAGUUUGAGCUGGAGGCGCUGAAUGAUAAGAAGUCCCAGUUGGAGGGCAAACUGAAGGAUGUUCGGUGUCGUCUGUCCGCUCAGCGGAGAGAGGUGGAGCAGACCAAUCAGACCAGGGAAACACGCAUCGCUGAAAUCACCCUGCUACAACAGCAGCUGCAGGACUCCCAGCAGUGGUUGGGGAGGCUAAUUCCUGAUAAACAGAGUCUCAACGACCAGCUGAAACAGGUUCAACAGAACAGUCUGCAUCGUGACAGUCUGUCGUCCCUGCAAAAGGCCGUGGAGCAGAAGGAGAGCAGCAGGCAGCAGCUCAGAGAACAGCUGGACGCCGUGGAGAGGGAGACCAGGGCCAAACUGCUGGAAAUAGACGCGUUCAACACCCAGCUGAAGUCUCUGUGUGAGUUCUAUGCCAGCCACUGUGCCAGGAUAGAGGCCCUGCGACGCCAGCUUCACCGGGAACAGAGAGGGAGACAGGAGCUGAGGGAGAUCCACAGCCGGCAGCAGAGGCAGAGGCAACGGGAGCUGGAGGGAGACACGCCCACGCUGACGCACACACACCCUCACCUACACACCCCGGUCGAGAGGAAGUCCGCUGAGCUGCAGGACAGCAGGUUGUCGUCAGAGGAAGACGUUGCCUGGAGGGAUGAAGCAGCCGGCUCCGCCCCCUCUGCUCCUAGCCCUCCCUCCGUCGCUGCCCCACACGCCUGGCUAAACCGAGUGACUCAGGAAGAGGAGGAGAGGAAGAGGAGAGGGGGGGAGGAAGAGGAGGAGGAGGAGGAGGAGGAGGAGGGCCAGCCAGGGGGAUCAGGAGCAGCAAAAGAGAAGGAGGACGAGGGGCGAGGCAAGAAGGACAUGCAGGAGAAACUGAGCAAGCUGUUCAGCCAGCCGGCCGACCCCUGGGCUUCAACAGUAGAGAAGGCUCCAGUACCCAGUCUGUUUGACCAGAAGACCCCAGUCACCAGCUUUGACCAGCAUCAGCAAUCCGUGAAGGUGGUCUACUACCGGGCUCUGUAUCCGUUCGAUGCUCGCAGCCACGACGAGAUCAGCAUCGCCCCCGGAGACGUGAUCAUGGUGAAGGGGGAAUGGGUGGAUGAAUCCCAAACGGGGGAACCCGGUUGGCUAGGAGGAGAGUUGAGGGGUCGUACUGGCUGGUUCCCGGCUAAUUACGCCGAACGGAUAGCCGACAGUGAAGCGCCGAUUAGUCUGCGGGCAACGGCCUCGGCCACGCCCCCCUCAGCCAAGCAGCCGUUAUCCACGCCUCCACCCGCACCCGGGCAAACCUCCUCCUCCACGUCCUCCGCCAACAGCAACUGGGCUGACUUCAGCACCACGUGGCCCACCAACACAGCCAGCCAAUCAGACAGCGAGGGAUGGGACGCGUGGCCGACCUCUGCAGCCAAUCAGAACCCGUCGCUCAGUGUUCCCUCAGCGCAGCUACGGCAACGCUCCGCCUUCACACCCGCUACCCUGACGACGGGCUCCUCUCCGUCACCUGUGCUGGGACAGGGGGAGAAGGUGGAGGGUCUUCAGGCUCAGGCCUUGUACCCCUGGAGAGCCAAGAAGGACAACCACCUCAACUUCAACAAAAACGAGAUAAUAACCGUGCUGGAGCAGCAGGACAUGUGGUGGCUAGGGGAACUGCAGACCGGACAGAGAGGCUGGUUCCCCAAAAGUUACGUCAAGCUGAUCUCCGCCACCAUGACGCCCCCCCCGGGUGCCACAGCGCGCAGCAAAAACACUAGUGAGUCUGGAGCAUCGGACAGCCCCCCCAAUGGAAAACGUCCCUCCCCCUCCCCGACAAAACCCUCUGAGUCUGGAGACGAGUACGUGGCCAUGUACACCUACGAGAGCAACGAGCAGGGCGACCUGAGUUUCCAGCAGGGAGACGUCGUCACGGUGACCAGGAAAGAAGGGGACUGGUGGACGGGCACGGUCGGGGGCAAGACCGGAGUCUUCCCUUCAAAUUAUGUCAAACCACGAGACUCGGCCUCAGAGUGUUUCGGACCAGCAGGGAAGACGGGCAGCCUGGGAAAGAAACCAGAGAUUGCACAGGUGAUCGCCCCCUACAGUGCCACGGGUGCAGAGCAGCUGACCUUGGCCCCGGGGCAGCUCAUCCUCAUCAGGAAGAAGAACCCGGGUGGCUGGUGGGAGGGUGAGCUCCAGGCCCGGGGGAAGAAGCGCCAGAUUGGUUGGUUUCCGGCCAACUAUGUGAAGCUGCUCAGUCCCAGCACCAGCAAGACCACGCCCACAGAGCCCACCCCCCCGAAACUGGCCCCCGCCAGCACAGGUACUCUCACAGCCGUGUGUCAGGUGAUCGGCAUGUACGACUACGUGGCCCAGAACGACGACGAGCUGGCCUUCCUGAAGGGUCAGGUGAUCACGGUGCUCAACAAAGACGACUGUGAUUGGUGGAAAGGAGAGCUCAACGGGAGGGAGGGUCUGUUUCCUAGCAACUACGUCAAGCUCACCACGGAUACCGACCCGAGCACGCAGUGAUCAUAUCAUUACCCAGAACCCCCCUCUCCUCAAAGCCCUCAAAGAGACCCACUAGGCCACGCCCACUAGGCCACUCGACCAAUGGGACAGCAGCAAGAGGUCAUGGCGACUCUUCACCAAUAGAAGCCAGAGAGCCAGACAGACAGAGAGACAGAGAGACAGACAGACAGACAGACAGACAGAGAGACAGAGAGAGAGAGAGACAGACAGACAGACAGACUGUAACGUAACAUCUAUGCAUGGCUCUGACUGGACUUGGCCAAACUGGGUCUAUCUAAGUCUCUGGCUCCAAACAGGAGGGAGAUCAGUAGUCAGGACUCCUCCUCCAGCUUUCUUCUUCUUCUUCUUCUCUUCUCCUCCUUUUUCGUCUUCUUUUUUCUUCUUCUUUUCUCCCUGUUUUUGUCAGCCGGGAGGUUGUUGAGUUGAGGAGGGAAAAGAGGAGAGGAGAGGAGAGGAGAGGAGGAGAUUGAAGGAGAAGCUGAAACGAGGAGACGAGACUACUGGGCUCCCGUCUCCUAGAUUGAACUAAUGAACUAACGUUUUUGACUCUGGAUCACAGUGACUGUACACACACACACACACACACACACACACACACACACACACACACACACCAUCCACUCCACAUAGACCAUCCUAGUUACAUCAUACACACACACCCACUUAGCGUGUGUACUGCGUGGAUAGUGGGCAUUUGUGGCUUGAUGGGAGAUUCUGUCAUUAGAAUCAGUAGCUCAGCUCAUCCCACUCCCUCCUGUUUUUUUUUUUUUUUUUACCUCGCUCUCAUUGGUUCAGCUGCUUUGUUCAUCUGUCAAUCAAAAGCGCUGGCUCCGCCCCCAUGCCCUUACUAACCCCUCCCUUCCCACAGCUUCUCAGAAAGACCCACUAUCUGCUGGAGGACAAGUCUCAAUGUUAAAGUCUCCUCUCCUCUCUCCUCUCUUCCUCUCUCCUCUCCUCUCUUCCUCUCUCCUCCUCUCCUCAAUGCCAAAGACUCCUCCCUCCUCUUCCCUUCUUACUCCCCCCCCCCCCCCCCCUACUCUAAAAAGGAGAUGAAGUAAUGGAGGGGGGAGGAAAUGAGGCCGUAUUGAGACGCUUUCCAGAGCAGUGAGUGCUAAGUUUCAACCCAGGAUGCAGCUCCCUUCUAUGUUUUUUUUUUCCGUUUAGUCUGUUAGUUUGUCCUCUCUGUCUCUGCUAGGGAAGGAGGCAAGGAGGCAUAGAAGGAGGCAAGGAGGCAUAGAAGGGAGCGAGCAGCUGGAAUGGGAAUGAGCCCGGUAGCUCAGAGCUAGAAAUGGAAAGCCAUGCUGUAACUGCUUAGCAUCCUAGCUAACCAAAUUACACACACACACACACACACACACACAUCCCGAAACGCAACAUGGUACAGAGAGAUUGGAGUGUGCACAUUACCCAAACAGUGUGAACACACACACCACACACACACACACACCACACCACACACACACACACCACACCACACACACACACACCACACACGCAACACAUGCACACAUGCACAUGCACCCACCCCACACACACACACGCACAUGCACACACACACAAACACCUCUCGUUCCCGCUCAGACACAGUCAGUGGUUAUGUUUUUAUCCGUUGUAGUUUAACAUUUUGAACAUGUAUUAACUUUCACUGACCCGUUCCGUUGUUCUGUUGUUAUUUUUGUUUACAUGUUAAUUGUUUUGUCUGUUGCUAUGGCGAUGAGAUGAUGUCACACUGUUGAGGGGCCAGGAUAAUGGACACGACACACAAGACAAGAGAUUUGGUACUAAAUAUGUAAGAGGGUGGAACGAUUUGUCCUAAAAAAAAAAAAAAAAA
Molecule: messenger RNA, 5546 nt
Organism: Etheostoma spectabile (orangethroat darter)
Lineage: Eukaryota; Metazoa; Chordata; Actinopteri; Perciformes; Percidae
Gene: itsn1
Product: intersectin 1 (SH3 domain protein)
Biological process (GO): intracellular signal transduction; positive regulation of Rho protein signal transduction; clathrin-dependent synaptic vesicle endocytosis
Cellular component (GO): plasma membrane; cytoplasm; presynaptic membrane
Molecular function (GO): guanyl-nucleotide exchange factor activity; calcium ion binding; molecular adaptor activity
Source: RefSeq, a predicted model, not a curated record